UCUUUCCUUGGUUUGGCUUGGAUAUCGGAGGGACCUUGGUCAAACUCGUUUAUUUUGAACCAAAGGACAUCACUGCUGAAGAGGAGGAGGAGGAAGUGGAAAACCUCAAAAGCAUCCGCAAAUACCUGACGUCAAAUGUAGCCUACGGAUCUACAGGCAUUCGGGAUGUGCACCUUGAACUAAAGGACCUUACCCUGUGUGGACGUAAAGGCAAUCUGCACUUUAUACGCUUUCCUACUCAUGACAUGCCUGCUUUUAUUCAGAUGGGAAGCGAAAAACACUUCUCAAGCCUCCAUACUACCUUAUGUGCCACGGGAGGUGGAGCGUACAAAUUUGAGCAGGACUUUCGCACAAUGGGUGAUCUUCAGCUUUGUAAGCUGGACGAACUUGACUGCCUUAUUAAAGGAGUUUUGUACAUUGAUUCGGUCGGAUUCAACGGGCACUCGGAGUGCUACUAUUUUGAAAACCCGACGGAUGCUGAGAGGUGUCAGAAGCUCCCGUUCAACUUGGAGAAUCCCUAUCCUCUCCUUUUGGUGAACAUCGGCUCAGGAGUCAGCAUUUUGGCUGUGUAUUCAAAAGGGAACUAUAAACGGGUCACGGGCACCAGCCUGGGAGGAGGAACCUUCUAUGGUCUCUGCUGCCUUCUUACCGGUUGCUCCACCUUCGAAGAGGCCCUCGAGAUGGCAUCCCACGGAGACAGUACCAAAGUGGACAAGCUGGUGCGGGACAUUUACGGAGGAGACUACGAGCGAUUUGGAUUGCCGGGCUGGGCCGUCGCGUCCAGCUUUGGAAACAUGAUGAGCAAGGAGAAGCGGGAAUCUGUCAGCAAAGAGGACCUUGCGAAGGCGACUUUAAUAACCAUCACCAACAACAUCGGCUCCAUAGCACGGAUGUGUGCGCUUAACGAGAACAUUAAUCGAGUGGUGUUCGUUGGCAAUUUCCUCCGGAUCAAUACAAUCUCCAUGCGGCUUCUGGCGUAUGCUUUAGACUACUGGUCGAAGGGACAGUUAAAAGCACUUUUCCUGGAACACGAGGUGAAAUUACUUUUAAAAUUUAUUUUGUCUUCUGUCUGA
Molecule: messenger RNA, 1073 nt
Organism: Eurypyga helias (sunbittern)
Lineage: Eukaryota; Metazoa; Chordata; Aves; Eurypygiformes; Eurypygidae
Gene: PANK2
Product: pantothenate kinase 2
Exons: 5
Biological process (GO): coenzyme A biosynthetic process
Cellular component (GO): nucleus; cytosol
Molecular function (GO): pantothenate kinase activity; ATP binding
Source: RefSeq, a predicted model, not a curated record